CCGGAUGAACUUGCGGAAUGUGUUGUGUGCAACGACCCGACGAUUCCCACAAUGCUUAGAGAGGGAAGGAGGGCUCAUCCAAAGGAGGCUGGGAUUUCUUUUUAAAACACCCCCUCCAGCUCAGCUCCAUUAUAUCUUAUUUGUGCACUUGUUCCUCCUACGGCAUCCUCACAGUGGAUAUGUAUUCCCUCUCUAGCCCUUUUGCCUGGAAAUAAAGUUGUCUUUUGUUUUCGGUUGGCACUGCCGCUGCAUAAUUACAACACCUGGACAUGUUGGUGAGCCAGAGGCUACCGGUAAAGCUGCUGUUGUCAUAAGAAAACGGUGGAAUCAAUAACACUAAAAAUAAAAAGCAGAAGUAUAUAUGAACAAGGUAACCUUUCUGUUUGAGGACUUGUGAAUCAUCAAAGUAAUUUCAAACAAAUAAUAAAGAGUGAAAAGACAAAGGAAAACAACCACUUGCAACAGCUCCUGGGAGAGUUUCUCCCCCAACCUUCUAUGGCCUUCCUGCCUGCUUCCUUAGACCAGGCAUGACCGUCUCCCCGAAAAAACACAGUGCUCAGCCUGGUUCCUCCUCCUACAACACAAGCCCCAGAUCCAAAAUGGAUGAGGUUGAUGGCCUGCGGUUGAAGCUCUCCUCUGAGGACUCUGUGUCGCUGGCUUCCUCCUUAGCUGAGCCCAUCAACCUAGAAGAUUCCCAUUAUGCUCUGCUGCGAGGCGAGCUGGAGUCCGACCAGCAGAACCUGGAGGCUGAGUCGUGGAACAUGGCUGUGGACCAGAAAUACCUGAAGACUCUUAACAAAGAGGCUGUUAAAAGGCAGGACGUCAUCUAUGAGUUGAUCCAGACGGAGAUGCACCAUGUACGCACCUUAAAAAUCCUUCUCCGUGUCUACAUGCAUGAGUUCAGGCAGUCUUUGCUGAUAGAAGAGGCCAGGCUGGAGCGACUUUUUCCUGGGGUGGAAUCCCUGCUCACCCUCCACCAGUACUUCCUUAACUGCCUCAAAGUGCGACAAAAGACAAGUCAGGAGGAAGGAAGCCCAAGCAAUUACCAGAUCACACAUCUGGGGGAUAUUCUCAUUUCUCAGUUUUCAGGACCAGUGGGAGAAGGAAUGAUGGAGUGUUACAGUGUUUUUUGCGGUCAUUACAAUGAAGCUAUCACCUCCUACAAAGAGCAGUUGCAGAAUAACAAGAAACUGCAGGUCCUUUCUAGGAAAAUCGGUCAGCUGCCCCUGGUACGAAGGUUAGGAGUUCCUGAGUGUUUUCUAUUGGUGACUCAACGCAUCACAAAAUAUCCUGUCCUGGUGGAGCGAAUCAUACAGAACACUGAAGCUGACACCGACGAGUACAGGUCUCUGGUACAGGGUCUGGUGCUGAUCAAAGACACCAUCAACCAGGUGAACGCUCAGGUCAGUGAAUAUGAGAAAGCCGCUCAACUGAAAGACAUCGGCCUGCGUCUGGAGCCAAAAUCUCAGGGCCGGCUGAAGGACGGUCAGCAGCUCCACAGGGAGGAUCUGCUCCAGGGAAACAGGACGCUGCUGCACAAAGGCACAGUCACCUGGAAGUCCUCCGGUAAACAAAAAGACAUCCAUGCUGUGCUGCUGUCAGACGUGCUCCUCCUCUUACAAGAGAAAGAUCAGAAGUUUGUAUUUGCUGCUGUGGAUAACAAACCACCAGUGAUCUCCCUUCAAAGGCUGAUUGUUAGGGAAGUGGCUCAUGAGGACAAAGCCAUGUAUCUCAUCUGUGCAUGCACUACUAGCAUGCCGGAGAUGUACGAGAUCCACACACGCUCCAUAGAGGAACGCCUCACAUGGACCAGGCUGAUACGGGAAGCUGUGAACUGCUAUCCUGAAGAGGAACAGUACCGAGAACUGACUGCGAAACUGCAACAAUUUCAAGAUAUUCUAAAGGUAAGGGAUGACCAGAUAAAGCAAAUGCUGACAGAGAAGCAGCAGAUCUUUGCUGCUCUCUACGAGACGAUGACAGAGCAGGAAACCCCCCACAAAGGGCUGCUACUCCGAGGAGAUGACACUGACCUCCAGCAGGGGGCGACACUGCUCAAAGGAGCCAUCAAUGAGGCGGAAAACCUGCAGACCCUGCUCUUUUCAUGGAUAAGAGACCCAAACCUUCUUAUGGAUGAGGGUAAGAUGCAGGGGGGGCUCAGGAGGGCCGAGACCUUUGGAGUGGCUGAUGCUAGCGCAAGCACCAUGAAAAAUGGGGAUACUGAUGGCAGCGAGGGCAGUCCCUCCACUAGUGACCCUCAGCUUCAGGAAAGUUACAGCUCUGAGAGCUUGGAACCAUUGGCUGAUGACGACACACCAAUGCCAGACUGCAGUUUAACCUCCAGUUAUUUCCCUGAGGCAGAGGUGUGUGACAGAGUGAUACUGCUCGCACAGAGGCUGUACAGCUUGGAAGCAAUCAUCAUCCAGCAGGACAGCCAGAUUGAGCUGCAACAUGCUUUUCGGACAAAGAUCAAGCAGCCUGCUCGUCAUUACAGCAGUGUGCUACUCGAGCAGGAGAAGCAACGCAACUUGGAGAAGCAAAAGGAGGAACUUGCCAACUUGCACAAGCUGCAGGCCCAGUUUCAAGAGGAGCAGCAGCGCUGGGAGAAGGAGAGGGAGCGGCAGAGGAUACAGAUUGAGACUCUGGAGGCUCAGCUGCAACAAAGGGAGGAGGACUGCCGAGAGUGUGAGAAGAAGCUCAAAGAAGAGAAGGCUGAGCUGGAGAGGUUGAAGGAUGACUAUCAGCAAGACCUGGAGAGGCUGAGGGAAUCCACCCAAUCGGUAGACAAGAACAAGGAGCUUCUGAAUCAGGAGAGGGAGCGCCUAGAGAAAUUAAAGAAAUACCUCCCAGUACACAACUAUGAUGAUCCUACACAUCACUGGCCUCUGUCCAAUUACCAGUCGUUCAGGGGAAGCAUAUUGAACGGAGGUGGGACCUGGGAUCUAAAGCACCACAUCUUUCCCACCAGCUCCAACUCCAUGGAAACUCCUCCAAAGGUUCCACCGCGCAGGGAGAGCAUCAUUCCUCUGCCAGCCAAGCCUGAGCUGCCAGUCCACCUGAUCAGCACCACCAACCAGGUGCACAAACCUGCUGCCGUGCAGCAGAAGAUCCCCACCAAACUGGCUGCUCAGUCCAAGGAAAAGGAGAAAGUUUCAAAGAAGAAAGGGUCCCACCAGAGAACGCACAGUGCAGCUGGUAUUGACGUGAACCAGGUGCUGCCCAUCCGAGUGACCGGGAAAGAAGGAGGCAGUCUGAGAGCCAAAAGGAACGGCAGUCCCCAAACACACUACCUGUCAGGUGCCUUCAACCCACCAGGAUCAAUGCGCAGUAUAAAAACGUCUCAGUCCUUUAGCACACAGAAGAGGAGCAGCAACGAGUCUCCACCACCGCCGACGCCUCCUCCUUUCCCCAAAGAUGUUCCCAAAACAAGCACGCCGCCUCCUCCUUUUCCCGAAGAAUUUCCCAAAACAAGGAAAGAGAAGGAAAUAUUCUUUUAAUCCUAAACAUAACUGGAGUUACGAUGAGGCCUUGUCCAUCAUAAAGACUUUUACACAUGGAAAGACUGAUGGAGCUUUUAAAAGACAUUGGACAUGACUUCAUGACAUCCACGUGUGUCCAGCAUGAAGAUAUUUUAUUACUAGAAACCAGCUGUUUGUAUUCAGACUGGUCUUGCAUUGCCAGACCUAUCUCCACAGGUGGAGUAUGCUCUGGCUUGUUUGUAUUUCUUUAAA
Messenger RNA from Etheostoma spectabile (orangethroat darter), 3728 nucleotides. RefSeq names its product rho/rac guanine nucleotide exchange factor (GEF) 18a (gene arhgef18a). Gene Ontology annotation, cellular component: plasma membrane. Lineage: Eukaryota; Metazoa; Chordata; Actinopteri; Perciformes; Percidae. Gene Ontology annotation, molecular function: guanyl-nucleotide exchange factor activity. Gene Ontology annotation, biological process: regulation of Rho protein signal transduction. The record is from RefSeq and is a predicted model, not a curated record.